Molecule: messenger RNA, 1785 nt
Organism: Musca domestica (house fly)
Lineage: Eukaryota; Metazoa; Arthropoda; Insecta; Diptera; Muscidae
Product: growth arrest and DNA damage-inducible protein GADD45 alpha
Exons: 1
Coding region: 376-870 (164 amino acids)
Biological process (GO): regulation of cell cycle
Cellular component (GO): cytoplasm; nucleus
Source: RefSeq, a predicted model, not a curated record
UGGGUAUUCAUUGUGAAAUUACCACUCAAAAUUGAAACAACAGCGGCGGAUAGCCAAGUAAAAUCGUAUCGCAAAACAGCAAAGUAAACGUUUAAAGUGAAUUACAAAAACAAUUUUGCGCGAAAAGAAUUUCAUAACAAUACAAGAGCAAACAAAAACAACAAGAAAAAGAACUGAAAGCCAUUGAGCAAACAGCAAUAGUUGACAAAAGCAAAGCAAAUAAAAAAAAGUCUAUUGAGACCAAAAGCAAACACUCAAACACCCACAACAAGCCCCGUGUUGUCGUCAAGUGUAAUCGGAGCAGCAACUGAAAGUAGUUUUGUGAAAAUUGAUUCAUACAAGGAGAAGCAUUUUAAUUGCAACAACAAAAACAAUAUGGUCGUGGAAGCUAUGCAGAUUCAAUCCUAUCACCAACAACAAAACCCCCAAACCAAUUCGAUGGAUUUAAAAAUGGAUUACGCGAAAAUUGGACGCACUAUCAAGAGUGCCCUGAUGAAGGCCCAGACUGAGUCUCGUGUCAUUGUGGGCCUGAGUGCCGCCAUCAAAGUUCUAUCUAAGGCCCCUGAAGGUUCACUCUUCUGCCUGAUGGCUGUGCCACAAGCCGGCGACUCUGCCACCCACAUGCACGAAGUGCUGCUGGAAGCCUUUUGCUAUGAAAACGACAUCUAUGUCAUCAAGGUGGAUUGCCCCAUCAAAUUGAGCCGCAUUUUAGGCAAAACCAAUGUCGAGUCCUGCUGCUUGGUCCAGAAAACAUGGACCGGCGAACAGAAUGAAGAACAACUAAACAAACCCGAAUCUCUACUGGUUGAUUUCUGUGAAGCCAACUGGGAUGCUGCUGAGAAUCCAGUGGUGGAGCUGCCCAAUGUGUGAGCCCUUUUGCGGUGUUAAUCAGCAGUACGAGGGCAUAUUUGAACAAUUCCCCAUAUCGUGUGGGAAUGUACCUUAAACUACUUGAGAUUAUGAUGACCAAAAAGAAAACCAGAGAGAACGCUGAAAACGUUUGGACUUUAAAUAGUUGCUAAGAACAAUUCGAAGAUUACCCUACACGAUGAACGAUGUAUAAUCUUUGUAGCCGAAGCGACAAUCCGACGUUUAUGGUGUUCAUUAACAAACAAAUAAAUUGUAAUGCCAAUAUUUACAAAAACCAACAACAACAAUCUACAAUACUGGAGUAUAUAUUAUUAAGAACAAAAAAAUAGCAGCAGACACAGCCGCCAACAUAACGCAAGGUUGAUUACAUUCUCCAGGAAAACUUAUAACAGGCAAUUGCUGAAUGCAGCUGUAGAGACAUUGCAAUUGCCGCAAAAUUUAUUAGACGUACUACAACAACAACCACACAACAAAUUUGAUAUUUCAUCAUUAGCACGAGUCAAGACAACAAAUCUCGUUUUAAGCGAUGGACUUUCCAACCCCUACCUCAGCCAAGGGGCAAAGGCAGCAGCAGCAGCUCUAGUCUGUAGGAAAAAAUAUAUAAUAAUUAAUUAAUCUUAAUUAAAUCUAAGCUAAAAGCAAACUUUUUUUUUUGUUAUUAAGCCUCUAUAUUUUAUUUACGAAAUGGAAAAAAGCUGAAAAAUAAGCAAAAACAUGUUAUUGAAAUAUUAACGGAAAAAAUCGAUUUCAUUUGUUAUUGUUACCUUUUUUUGUUGUUAUAAACAAAUAGAUUUCAUUGUUUUCCUUGGAAAUAAUUUUUGUUUAACUAAAUACGAUUCAAAAUUGUAAUUGUUAUGUUAGCUUUUCGUAGGCAUUCCAUUCUUGUAUUAAGAAAACAAAACAACAACAUUUUUA